CGGCGGCAAAGGAGGAGGGCGAAGAGCCGCUGGCGGUCGCGGCAGCGGCGGCGGCGGCGAGAGCGGAGCCAGCCGGCCCCGGUUCUCAUGGAGAACUGUUAUUGAAGAGAAAUCCAUUUGAUGUGAAGUAAUUUUUAAAAGAAUGAAUCAAGAUAAAACUUUUAAAUGCAAGUACCAGAAAAAUUACAACACAUCUCCGUGAAUUUACAAGUGGAUCAUCUUCCCUUGUGGGUUGGCAGGCAGUUAUAGGACUGUAAAAUGGGUCUUCGGAUUCACUUUGUUGUUGACCCACAUGGUUGGUGCUGCAUGGGUUUGAUUGUUUUUGUCUGGUUAUACAACAUUGUUAUAAUUCCCAAAAUUGUCCUCUUUCCUCACUAUGAAGAAGGACAUAUUCCAGGCAUAUUAAUAAUAAUAUUCUAUGGCAUUGCCAUAUUUUGUCUGGUUGCCUUAGUGAGGGCCUCAAUAACUGACCCAGGAAGACUGCCGGAGAACCCCAAGAUCCCACAUGGAGAAAGAGAGUUGUGGGAAUUAUGUAACAAGUGUAAUUUGAUGAGACCAAAGCGCUCCCAUCACUGCAGCCGCUGCGGCCACUGUGUAAGGAGAAUGGAUCAUCACUGUCCGUGGAUUAACAAUUGUGUUGGUGAAGAUAACCAUUGGCUUUUUCUGCAGUUGUGUUUCUACACUGAGCUUCUCACUUGCUACGCACUGAUGUUUUCUUUCUGCCACUACUACUAUUUUCUUCCACUCAAAAAGCGUAAUUUGGACCUCUUUGUUGUUAGACAUGAAUUGGCCAUAAUGAGACUAGCUGCUUUUAUGGGCAUUACUAUGUUAGUUGGAAUAACUGGACUCUUUUAUACACAACUGAUUGGCAUCAUUACAGAUACAACAUCGAUUGAAAAGAUGUCAAACUGUUGUGAAGAAAUAUCGAGGCCCCGAAAGCCAUGGCAGCAGACCUUCUCAGAAGUUUUUGGCACUCGUUGGAAGAUCCUGUGGUUCAUUCCUUUCAGGCAGAGGCAACCACUGCGAGUUCCCUACCACUUUGCCAAUCAUGUCUAAACAGAUGGAUGGUGGGCACAGAUGGGUCCUCCAUGCUGGAAAUGCGUUACAGGUUUUAUGAUAAUAGAACUAUGACAGUCUUCAAGUCAAUUAAAAUCCACCCACCAAUCUUAGGCAUCAUAAUGUGCCCCAGGCUUUAUUUUAAUAGUGAUCUUGAUCCUGUUGUGGGACUAAUGCAAGAUCUAUAUUUAAGUUUUAAAGCAUGUUUACUUUCAGAUUAGCUUUCCACGGGGAUUUCUUUAAAUGCUUUUGUUAGUAAACUCAGAAGGCAGUGAUUUGGAUGAAAUAAUUGUACAUAAUUUCUUUUGGUACUGACAAUGUUACAGAUUUUAAUUUAAAGGAAAUCUCAGAUGUUUAUUUAAAAUUUUCAUUUUUAAGUAGUACUAACAGAUCUGGAUUGAAUUCUUCGUAUUUUACAAAUGUUGAUAUACCUCCUUACAGUAGAUGUAAAUUUUCUUUUUCAAAUGCAGCAUAAAAUACUUAAUACUUCUUCUUCUAUGUGCUGCAAAAACUGUAGCAUAGGAGUGAACAACAGCAGGGACAGCCUUGUACUGUUUUCUCAUUUUUUCCUUUACCAGAACCAAAAUAAAAAUAUGACUAAUAUAAAACAACAGCUACCUACCUUAUUAUAAAGAUUAAUUUUUUUCACAUUAAUUUUCUCACUUCUUUUCUCCUUAUUGUGGUAAUUAUUGAUUGUUGUUAAAAUAUCUGUUCCCAAAAUAUCUGUUCCCAGAAGAAAUUUGUGAACAGUAGGAUGGUAUUCCUAGUUUACCCUAAGGUUUUAAUGAGCAAAAAGUCUAGAAAAUUUGCAAAAAUUUGACAGUUACUUUUUCUAGUGUAGUUAUAUUAGAAUGCGUAAUUUUUCUAAAUGCUAGUAAAACUAGAUAAUAUAUAAUGUACAAUAUGAAGAGGAGGAAUAUUGUGCUUCUGAAAAAACAUACUUUUUAAUUUUAUUUAUCUACUGGUAAAUCUAAAAUUAUACAUUGAAGGUUUAUAAAUAAUAGAUAUUGGUCAGUUUAUUGAAAUUUUAUUUAUAGGAAGUUACUCAAAAGUUGCUAACAUUUGUAUACUAUAGUCACUGAACUUAAAUGAAAUUUUAAUUGGCCAGCAAGAAUUUGUGUUGAGAGACCUUUUGUGGAAGGUACUAUUAUAAAAUGACCUUAAAAUUAAAAAAAAAAUCUGUAUUUAUCAUUAGACUUAUAUAAAUUUAAAUUGCUAAUAGUGAUGGUCUCUUGGAAAGCAUAGAACAUAUGUGUGAAAACACAUUCAGUAUGCUUUGAAAAAAAAGUCAGAUUUCAAUUUUUUUCCAUGAGAAUACUGCAAAAUGUCAUAUAUCUUUUUAAAAUAUUUAUGUACUCACAGUCUUCCUCGCAGAGAAAGUUGAAAGAAUCUCCUGUAUUCAUACUUCCCUUUUAGUGAGUUUUGAAAUUAAAGAAUCAUCCCUGAGAAAUAAUGAAAUGAAAGGUUACCAUUUUCAGCAAUUAUCUAUACUGUGGUUAGUUCUCUCAGAAAUUGUAAAUAUCAUUGAAAAUAUUCUGAAAUAAUAGUGUAAGCUCUUCUCAGAUACUAGUACCAUGCUUUUCAUGUUGUUAUUAUAAUGCUUUAUUGCUUAAAACCUUAUAAGUGGCAGAUGAAAGUAUUUAUUGGUGCACAGUAAAUUUAAUAUAAGAAAUAUAUUUAUAAAACAUAAACACAAAUUAUUGUGUUUGUGUCUAGAGAAUGGGUUGAAUUUUGUGCAGGGUGACCAAAUUUGGCCUUGUGACAGAACUGUUGAAAGGAAGUAAUGUAUAGAUAAGGUAGGUCUGUUAUUAGUUGAAUGCCUGAUGCUGUAUACCUUCGUUUUGAAUAAAGACGUUGAGAACACAGCAGAGCAAGUGAAGACCCCCUCAAGAGCUUUAUGGACAUGUCUGUACUUCACGUAGUAGCAGUAUCUGUGUUCAGAGGCACUGGGGAGGUCUCUUUCCCACUCUGAGGCUUCUAGGACUCAUUUUCUUCCCUUCUUUUUAUCCUUCCUCAUCCUAAUCCAUCUAUACCCGGUCCCUGUAAUUGGGCUACAAAGUAAGGCACUUGACAAGCAUAUGCUUAUCUUGUUUGAGUGGCAGAAAUGCAACAUCUCAGUAUAUUUACAUAAGAGUUUAUGUUAAAGUAUAUCGAUAUAUACUUAUAUUGUGAUUUACAGUAUUCUCAAAUUAGCACACCUGACCCUGCUGUGGGUUUUGUAAUUCUUGAGAGGACUGGAGAGAAACCCAAUGGCAGUUUCUUAGGGAUUACAUAAAGUCUGGUGUUCUUUCUGCGCCCUCUUUUGGCUAAUUGGUGUAAUUAUACUGGCUCUUGAGAUUCACUACCCCAUAAGUAAAUUGAAGAUCCAAAUUCUGAACAUAUCAGAGGUACAAACUUAGGAGAAAGAUAUGUACAAAAUAUGGAAAAUUUUAUGAAGAUGAACAUGUUACUAUUUAUGAUAUUUAUAAUUCAUAAGAAUGUGGUUAUUUGCUUCACUUAGUAUAUUAUACUUUUUGCUAUGAAUCACAAACAUGUCAGAUCAGUAUAAGCCAAUGUAAGCCAUUUCAUACAUUUUUUAAACAUUGGUUUAAGUAAUAAUUUCUUAAGAUUAGAAAAGCUGUUACUC
Messenger RNA from Lepus europaeus (European hare), 3682 nucleotides. It is a transcript of the gene ZDHHC21, whose product is annotated as zinc finger DHHC-type palmitoyltransferase 21. Gene Ontology annotation, cellular component: endoplasmic reticulum; Golgi apparatus. Gene Ontology annotation, biological process: peptidyl-L-cysteine S-palmitoylation; protein targeting to membrane. Gene Ontology annotation, molecular function: protein-cysteine S-palmitoyltransferase activity. The record is from RefSeq and is a predicted model, not a curated record. Bases 259 to 1056 code for a protein of 265 amino acids. Lineage: Eukaryota; Metazoa; Chordata; Mammalia; Lagomorpha; Leporidae. The transcript is spliced from 9 exons.